UCCGCUUCAGGGCACUGGUCGUCUCACUCACUCACACUCUCCCUGUACGAUUACGGUAAAAAGAGAACGGAGAAAGAGAAAAAAGAGAAGAUUCUCUCUCGUAGGAACUACUUUCCCGAGAAAAAGAAGAUUCUCUCUCCCUCUUUAAUUUGAUAUCCUUGGUGUUAUAUUAUAUAUAGCAUCUGCGUAUUUUCUGGCAAAGCCAACGUUCUGAACCAAACAGGAGACGCAACACCAUGUGGCCAAAGAUCGCUGGUGGCGUGAUCUUGUACGGUCUGGCAGAGGCAUACAACUGGUACAGCGACGACGUUUUGGUGGAGGAAUCCUCUAAAUAUAAUUCCCUCUUCGCAGUCGCAAAUAGGCUUGAAAAGGUUUUUGGUGGAAAUGCGUAUGUGGGGCUUCGAAUUCCGGACGCCGACACCGUUUCAAGACAGGAUAUCGACAUUGUUCUUGUUACCGAAGGGAAGGCAGUGGUGAUAUCUGUUAAGGAUAUAUCGGGAAUUGCAGCAGUGUUUUCGGAUUGCUGGGUUAUUGUAGAACCCAUUAAAGGCACAGAAGAGCGUCUUCCUAAUCCUGUAGUGGAGACUAAAAGGAAAGCUUCAAUUCUUAAAUCAUAUCUUGACCUGAAAGGAGUUGCUCUGCCAGAAGGAUAUUUUUCUUGCUAUGUUGUACUGCCUAAACCGAACUUACGGAUCAUUUAUUCAGGCAUUUUUCCAUCUGAAGUCAUUACCUAUGACCAAUGGGAACAACUGAAACCAGAACAAAUUAAAAAAAGUAUGUUUUCUGGUUGCGCUGAAGGUGCCUUUCGUGGAAGGGAAGAGAUGCAACGGUCUAUACAUCAGAAGUUUGAUUUCAUCCUUAGCACAGCUCCAAUGUGGGAUAGGUUGGAGCUUAAAGGAAAUAAAUAUGUCCUAGGGGAAUUUCGUGAUUUCUACGGAAAUCAAGAAGAGAUCCAGACACUGAAAAAAAUAAAAAGAUCAAAAGUUAGUCACCUGCAGAUCGUCCCAAAAACGAGCAUCUUUGGACUUGAGGGCCCAACGCUCAAAGUUUUGUACUCUUGUCGAGAUUGUCAGGGUGAAGGGGGUUCGGCUUCUGAGAGGAAGGAAAUUAUUGUAAGUUCGAGUAUCCACGUUCUCUUUCAGCCAAAGAAUUGGGCUAAAAUCUGUUGUUUGAAGCUCUCUUCGCUGGUCUCUCUGUCACUGAGUACCUGAACAAGUCUUAAGCCUCUGCUAAACAUAAGUUAACAUUACUGCAGCUUGGAAAAGGUGAGUCUUUAUUAUGCAUAAGAAUAAGAUAUUGAACAAUGAAUUUAUAAGCUCCUGUACCCCCAGAAAGUGGGGAUUGGUUGUAUAUUUAUAAUCCAAACACUAAUACAUCUUUAGCUUCAACAUUAUGUUACACUUGAAUUCCGAUCUUUCUUCUUGUAA
Corylus avellana is the source of this 1427-nucleotide messenger RNA. RefSeq lists its product as uncharacterized. The record is from RefSeq and is a predicted model, not a curated record. Lineage: Eukaryota; Viridiplantae; Streptophyta; Magnoliopsida; Fagales; Betulaceae.